AAACAAACCGCGACGAGGGAACGAGCUGAACCACCCGGUGCAUGUAGUAUCUCGUUCCGCUGUGUGCAGAGGUCAGCUGACAGCUGCUUGGUGAACAGGUGGAGUGGACCAGCACGUGCAGGCAGGAGGAGGAGGAGGAGGAGGAUCAUGCAGUGCACUCCUGAAUCCAACGUCUACCUGGAGAGCUGCAAAGGCCAGAGCUGCGAUGGCGACUGCUCCGACAGCGGCUACUCGGGCGUGUUCCACACGCCGCAGAGCGUCCGCGGGCUGGACUCCUGUCGCUCCUUGUCCCCGGUGGAGUUCAGCGAAACGCCGAAAGAGAACAUCUGGCUGUCCGUCACGCCCAAGGAGAGCACAUGGGAGGCGGCGGGAUGCGUGGGCAAAGACCCCCGGGGUGUCCACCAGCGGCCCGCGGCGGUCGGCUGGUGCGAAACGCCUCGCGCGCACAGGAGGGACGCCCCGAUGCGACAGAGGCUGCUCAUGUGCAAACCCGCCGCGGACGUCAAAACCGAGCACGCGAGAUCGCCGCGCGGCAGGAGGGCCGAGUCGGAACACUGGCUCGGCGCGUCGUUCGACUCUCUGGACGCUUUGAAGUUGGAGCGGGACCUGUUGCUGUCCGGGAGGAAACGCCGGCUCCUCUUCACGCAGACGAGGACCUCGACUCUCGAAAACGGCAAACUCGACUCCUCCGCUCACCUGUCCAGUUUCGAGAGAAAGGCGUCGCUGUUGGACGUGGAUUUCGGCGACUGCGAUCAAAUUGACAUCCGGACUCCGUGCUUCAUCAAAUCCUUGCCGGCGCCGCCUCAGGAAACCCCUCCAUCGCCAGACAGCGGGGUCACGCAUGGUCUCUAUGACGUCUCCAGUGUGUUGUGCACACCGUCGUCACGCACGCCCAAAUAUCUCAGGUCUCUGUGUGAAGACAGCGGCUUCAGUUCCCUGAGCCUCGAUAAAUCCCAAGACUCCUCGGCGGACAACGACGGCUCGUUCCUGGAGUUGCUCGCCUCGGCCUCCAAAGGAAACCCGGACACCCCGACUCCGGCGGAGGCGCGGCGGCGCUCCCGCCUGCAGCGGCAACAUCGGCUCUCCACGCUCAAAGAGGGCGGCUCUCAGUCCGAGGAGGACCCGGCGGAGAGGAAGCGCGGACACCUACGCCAAAGCCACGUCCUUUCCCCGGAGGAUGAGGUCUUUGCCCACGGCGCCACCCCUCGCCCCGACCCGGCCGCCGCCACCCCCCCGCUGAGGCCGGAGAGCACGACGCCCCGCGGCGCGACGACCCCCGUCGACCUCUCGCUGACGCCGGCGCUGCAGCUGAUCCACGCCAUGUGCCAGCUGACGGCCCACAUGUUCGUCGGCCAGAGCCCGAGCCUGAAGGAGCAGCUGAAGUCCACCGAGGCGCUGGCCCGGACCCCCGUGGAGUUCAGGACCACCAUGCCGCUGGCGGGGCUGAUCGGAAGAAAGAUGGGCCUGAGGAAGGUGGACGUCCUCACGGAGCUGAGGAAGAGGAACCUCCGGCACAUCCUGUCCGUCAUCCUCGGCCACCUGACCUCUGAGAGCGUCUACAUGUGUGGCCAGGUGUGCACGAGCUGGAAGGAAAUCCUCCAACAAGACAAGCGAGCUAGUUUGAAGAGAAGGAACUACGUGAGAGAAGUGGAGGCUGCUCUCAAGCUCGCCGGCGACGACAACGUCAACGAAGCGGAGACGAGACUCGCUCUGCUGAAGCGCUCGGCCCUGAAGAAGGUUCAGGCCCAGUCCAGGACCUCCAGCCUCUGCACCCCUCAGUCAGGGAAUCGCACUUUAACCCCAUCGCAGCUCAGCGCCUCGACCUCAGGCGGCCGCAGCAAACGAGACGAAUUCCUAGAAAUCGCCCAAACCCUCUUCAACGACGAGUGCCUCAAGCCGUGCCCCCGGUGCCGGCACCCCGCCCGGUGCCACUCGGUGAAGCAGGAGGGCGUGUGCAGCCGGGCGGACUGCGGCUUCCGGUUCUGCACGGCCUGCCUGUGCGCGUUCCACGGCUCCCGAGAGUGCGGCAGCCAAUCGGUGGGCCGACGCGCGAAGGACACGCUUCUGCCGGGGAGCGCACAGAGCAAGAGGAACGUUCGGCGGCUGUGAGCGGCGGGACGGCCCGUGGCCCCGGUUGUUAUGCCGACGACACUUUGAAUGCUCGAUGGUGCACGUGAAAAGUGAAAUAUAGCCAGUACACGAGAGCAACUUCUGUACUUAUCCGUGUGUCUUUGUGCCCGUUUUGUAAUGUAUUUACUGUCUUUUUUUUAAUUUUAUUUUUACCAACACAGUUCUUGUGUUUUUAAUUAUGAAUGUGAAGGAAGUCCAGCAGAAAAGCGACUGAAUUUAGCUGUUGAUGUAUUUUUUCUACCCACAUUAAUCUACUGUUCUGCAAUUACUUUGGGAUUUUUAGCUUUUACUCAAGUGUUUUCACAACUGUUUUAAAAUAAAUGCU
Messenger RNA from Pseudoliparis swirei, 2455 nucleotides. It is a transcript of the gene fbxo43, whose product is annotated as F-box protein 43. The coding region runs from base 148 to 2109 and encodes 653 amino acids. Lineage: Eukaryota; Metazoa; Chordata; Actinopteri; Perciformes; Liparidae. Gene Ontology annotation, biological process: regulation of mitotic nuclear division; negative regulation of meiotic nuclear division. Gene Ontology annotation, cellular component: nucleus. The record is from RefSeq and is a predicted model, not a curated record. The transcript is spliced from 6 exons. Gene Ontology annotation, molecular function: protein binding.